AUGCAACGGUCUGUGUUUUCAGACGAUGUUCUAGGCCUCGCUAUUCCCUUGGUGCCUUCCUGUCUCUGGACCAUUGCGACUACGGCAGCCCUGGAUAUUGGCCCUAUGAGAGACGGAAUCGAGCAUUGGGUUUCCAUAGGCAGCAUUAGAAAGCCUUCUUCCCCCGCACUCGCUGCACGGCGGGCGUCGUGCAACCCCGACCCCGUUACCGGCAGUGGAGGGGGUUUUGACACCGCAGCGACCGGCCGGCGGCUCGUCUCUCUUGACACGCUCGGCCUAUGGAAGCUGCCGAUCAUCAUCCCAAUGCUGCAUCACACCAUAUCGAAAGCUGCAUGUGUCUUGUUCUGGGGCGAUGAUCGGGUCCGGGGUAGGUGGCCCUUUUCUUCGGGAACUAAGGAGUUGAGGAGGGGUGUUUCCGUCUGUCAAGCUUUACUCGAAAUUAGUCAAGUACCUUUAAUCAGGAGACUCGGCCCGGCUAAUGAUGGUCUCCUACUCCGGGCUCAGACGGACGAGCACAUCAUCCCAUCAUCCAACCUUCUCUGCGAAAAAGCUCCGGCCUUGCCGAGCCCUCCCUCUCUUUUUCAAACUUUUCCCUGGGCUACCGGUAUACUAGAAAAAGCCAACGACGAGUUGACGGAAAUCCCGCAUGUCCAGCCGGUUGGAGAGACGGGUGAGAUGCGCUGCCACCGUCAUUGGGCGUUUCCUUAG
Colletotrichum lupini is the source of this 708-nucleotide messenger RNA. RefSeq lists its product as uncharacterized. NCBI's taxonomy places the organism in Eukaryota, Fungi, Ascomycota, Sordariomycetes, Glomerellales, Glomerellaceae. The coding region runs from base 1 to 708 and encodes 235 amino acids. The record is from RefSeq and is a predicted model, not a curated record. The transcript is spliced from 7 exons.